AACAGUUUAAGUGCAAGGAAAUUAACCUGUGAUCAUAUUAAUAAUAAGCAACCUACUCUGAUGUCAAUAAUUUAUAGCAUUAACAUGUAGUCAAAAGGAACCUGGAACGAACCCUAAUUCUAGAAGAGACGAUUCUCAAAACCGGUGGAGUUGCAUAUGAGUAGUUUCUAUUCAAAUACGAUAAAUAUCAAUAAAAAUGAUAUUGCAUUUUAUCAGCAUUCACCAAAUACAAAGUACUUAAUAGUUAAGAACCACAUAUUCCAUAAAAAUAGUUCAUCAAAUAACAACACAUAUUGGCGAUGUCGAUAUUUCCGUCGUAUGCAUUGUCACGCUCGAGCGGUAUCAAAACCCAAUGCAGUAAUAUUAACAUGUCCUGUUCAUAAUCAUGCACCAAUGUAUCAGGAACGUGAGAUUGUCUUGCAGAAUAAACUGAAAAAAAUGGAUAAUAGUAAGGUGAAUGGUGAUGAUGGUGCCGAUGGUGAUAAUAGCGGUGGUACGGUGAAUGGUAACAAUACUACUGGGAGUAAAGUCAAUAAUCGUAGGAAGCGUUAACUUUAACAACUGAUUUUUUAAGUGCUUGAUUAAACACUUAGGUAUAUACAUAGGUAAUGAUUGAAAUUCGUUUCCGUGAUCUCCAAUGGAAUCAAUUGCAUGGAGUUAUUUAUUUAAUCGUCGUAGAAUGCUAUAUGCAUAAUGGAAGUAAAAUGUAGUCAUAAAGAAUCUCUGAUCAUUUUUAAAGUAUUUACUUCUAUGCCAAAAGAUAAAUAGAUUUUUAAGGAUCUCUUUUUGAGUUAUACAUCGAAGCAACUCACAUUUUAAGAAAAUUGCUAGUUUGUGCAAAUUUUUAUUUCUAUAAUUUUACAGUUUUUUCUAAACAACAUACGUAAUAAUUUUUGAAUAUUUCUUAGCAAAACACAGUAAGCUACUUCUUCUCGGACUCCAGCAUCUCCGCAGCCAAGCUGUCCGGGGUCUCGCUUUUGCCCAGCACCUGGUUUAAGUCCCUCCUCUCCAUCGCAAAUCUUGGGUAGUGAAACAUCACAUGCUCUGGAUCCUCCGGUAUUCUAUCGCAUCUGGGACAAUUCGGAUAAUCAUCCAACCCAAAGCGGUACAGAUGCCUGUAGCAACCACCGUGUCCCGUGAGGAACUGGGUAAUGUGGUAGUUGGUUUAACAUGUUUCCGCUCAGGUAACACCCUAAUAUUGGGAAUGAGCCUGUGCGUCCACCGACCUUUCGUAAGCUCGUCCCAUCUGUGUUGCCAGAGAUGAUGUGACUGUGACUUUGCCGCAUUUCUACGCUGUGCGUGUCCCUCCAUACGUCUUGGAUGGUACAGGAUACUCAUUUUUUUUUAACCAGAAUGCCAACAGGGAUCAUGCCUGCCACCACCAAUACUGCCUCAUCUGAUGUGGUUCUAAAAGCACUGCAAACCCUCAAAGCCAUCAGCCGGGAAACCGAGUUCACCUGCUUUCGUCUCUGAGAGUUUGCAAGCCCCUCUGCCCCCACAGGUGACUAGUAGAGCAGGAUGGAGUGCACCACUUCGGCUAGCACCAACCUCCGGCAGUGUUUCGGCCCACCAAUAUUUGGCAACAUUUUUGCAAGUGCUGUGGUGGCACUGGCUGCCUUUUGACAUGCAUACUCUAGGUUUUCUCUAAAACUGAAUUUGGUGUCAAUUAUUACGCCCAGGUAUUUUAUAGUUGGCUUUGAUACGGCCGUAUAUCCACCGAGCUCCACUUUCACAGUGUUAUUUUUCCUGCGGUUCGUUAUAAAGACCGCUUCCAUUUUCGCGUCCGCCAAGGACAGGCCGGCCUUUUCUAGCCAGGACUUUACC
This is a messenger RNA of Hermetia illucens (black soldier fly), 1824 nucleotides long. RefSeq lists its product as uncharacterized. Bases 157 to 552 code for a protein of 131 amino acids. The transcript is spliced from 2 exons. Lineage: Eukaryota; Metazoa; Arthropoda; Insecta; Diptera; Stratiomyidae. The record is from RefSeq and is a predicted model, not a curated record.